Messenger RNA from Rotaria sordida, 996 nucleotides. The record is from the annotation of a GenBank genome assembly. NCBI's taxonomy places the organism in Eukaryota, Metazoa, Rotifera, Eurotatoria, Philodinida, Philodinidae.
AUGUUAGGAGCAAGUUAUGUGGCGAUGAAAGAAAAUGAAUUAGCAUCGGAAUCUUAUCGUAAUGUAUUACAAUCAUUCGAAUUAUCUAUGAAAGAAUUUACAUCACCAUGGCUAGCCGCUUUCAUGGCGUCUUCACAUAUAACACUACAUCAUUCUAACCAAACAAUUGAUACGCUUGAACCGUUAAUGAAUAAAGAAUAUUCUGACAAUGAUGUUUAUGAAAAAAUGCGUCUAUUACAUGUAGGCCACGUUUGUUUAGAACGACAAAAAUUUGUUGACGCACUCAAUCAUUGGGAUGAAGCAGUAGAAAUAGCAUCUUAUAUGCCUACUUCGCUUAUGAAGAUACUCAAUGGAGUUAUGUAUAUGCAAAUGACUGUAGCAUAUUUCAGAUUGAACAGCAUAAGCAAUGCUUUAAGCAUCAUGGAAAGUACGAAACAAUGUUUGGAAUCUAAUUAUCCUUCCACACAUAGAUUAUUUGCUAUUUUCGAUUUUACGUGUGCCUACUAUUUAAUACAAAACGGAAGGCCUUCUCAAGCUAUUCCAUGCUUGAAGAAAGCACUGGAAAAUCCAUCUUUUUCUAAUGAUAAAGAUUUUCUUAGUAUUGUUUAUACUCCAUUGGUAAUGGGUUAUAUUUAUAUCGGUGAUCUAAAUUGUGCAGAAGAGUACUAUUAUGAAGCUAUUCCAUAUAUAUCACUGAACAAUCUUAGCUCACUAAUUCCUCAUCUAUUAGAUCUCAUACUGGACUUAAAGAGAAUUGCUCUAAAUGGAAAUCCAAACUAUACUAGUCAAUAUAUCCGUGCUGCAAUGCUGUUUAGUCAACGAUUGCUUUCAGCCAUUGUUCUAAAUUCUAUAACACCUUCAGAGUCUAUUGAUGAACAAACUUGUACUACCGAUGAGUUGAUUGUUUUUGCUAAUUAUUAUCGUCAUCGACAAGAUUAUGUACAUGCAGAAAAAUAUUAUAUGAUGGCUCUUGAUAAAACAACAGAAAUCGAUUGA